CGGAGGAAUUGGUCACUUGGCCGAAUGUUCAUUAGCCACACCGACGCCGGAAGAAAGAAGAGUCAGGCCCCACCAAGACUCACAACGAGAAAGUCGCUCACACUCUAUCCACGUCACUGAAACACUCAAUUGCUGCAUAUAGCAGAUAUCCUACGAACAUCUACAUAACCGAAUUAUCGAAUUUCCUUCUCUGGAAUUGAAGAAAACACUGCACGUGAUCACCAUGUCUGCAACCACCAACGGCCACAGGAGCGAGGUCGAGCGGAUAGCGAACCACACCGAGGAGAAGCAUCUGCCGGGAGGCUGGGUUGUGCUCAAGUUUGGGGGAACGAGUGUUGGAAAGUUUGCGGAGAAUAUAGCGGGCAUUGUCAAGGCUGGCAACCAAGUCAAUCGCGCCGCUAUCGUCUGUUCUGCUCGCAGCACCAAGAACAAGACCGAGGGCACCACCAAUCGCCUCCUUCGCACCGCCCGCGCCGCCGAGAAGCAGGGCCAUCGCGGUUACGAUGAUAUCGUCGAAGCCAUCCGCACCGACCACAUCCAGGCCGCCAAGGACACCUUCCAGAGCGCCGAGAUCCUCGCUGCCUUCACCGAGGAGGUCAAUGCCGAAUGUCAGAGCCUGACCAAGAUCUUGGAAUCGGCGCAGCACUUGGAGGAAGUCACCAGCCGUGCUGAGGACAAGAUCGUUGCGAAGGGCGAGAAGCUCAGCUGUCGCUAUAUGGCUGCGCUGCUCAACGACCGUGGCACGCCUGCCCAAUUCGUUGACCUCGCCGAUAUCAUCACUUUCCACACCCCCAAGAAGGGUCUGAAUGAGCAUUUCUACGCAGACCUGGCUGCAGCAUUGGCCAGAGAGGUGGAGGCAUGCGGUGACAAGGUCCCAGUCAUUACUGGCUUCUUUGGCAAUGUUCCCGGCGGUCUCUUGAACUCCAUUGGACGUGGAUACACCGACCUCUGCGCUGCUCUGGUAGCUGUGGGCGUGAAGGCUAAGGAGCUCCAGAUAUGGAAGGAGGUGGAUGGCAUCUUCACGGCCGACCCUCGCAAGGUCCCUACGGCUGCUCUGCUCCCCAGCGUUACGCCUUCUGAGGCUGCUGAGUUGACCUUCUACGGCUCAGAAGUCAUCCACCCGUUCACAAUGGAGCAGGUCAUUCGCGCACGCAUCCCCAUCCGCAUCAAGAAUGUCAUGAACCCGCGCGGCGCAGGCACCAUCAUCUUUCCUGACAACUUGAAGGCGUUGGAGUCGCACUCUCCUCUCAGGGACGGCCUCUUCCGCACGCGCUCUUCCAGUCUGCUGAGCGCACUGAACACGCCCAAGCGGCCUACUGCUGUCACCAUCAAGCACAACAUUGUUGUUCUGAACGUUCACAGCAACAAGCGCACUCGUGCUCACGGCUUCCUGAUGAACAUCUUCAGCAUUCUGGACCGCUGGCACUUGUCUGUGGAUCUCAUUUCCUCUUCUGAGGUCCACGUUUCUAUGGCACUGCACUCUGAGUCCGCCCUGUUGAGCGGUGGCGGCGAAGAUGAGUACAAGAUUCAGGAUAAGGAUCUCCAGGGCGCUGUCAACGACCUUGGCGAACUGGGCGCUAUCGACAUUGUGCCUGACAUGGCCAUUGUGAGCCUUGUCGGAAAGCAGCUCAAGAACAUGAUUGGUAUCAGUGGAAAGUUCUUCAGCGUGCUGGGCAACAACAACAUCAACAUCGAGAUGAUCUCGCAGGGUGCCAGCGAGAUUAACAUCUCAUGCGUCAUUGAGGAGCGCGAGGCAGACCGCGCUCUCAAUGUCGUUCACACGAAUCUCUUUACAUUCCUGGAAUAGACAAUGCCUUUGCAUUAGUGGAGUUGGAUACCAUAUCAACCAUCUAGAAGUCUUCUCAAAAGACAGCAUCCUAUCGACAUCCCAUCUUUAACACCGCCUCCUUUUAUUACGUUUGAACUUUUUCGAACCCAUAGUCAACGUUUCCUUUGUCCCACCUUAUGACUCGAAGACUU
Messenger RNA from Macroventuria anomochaeta, 1980 nucleotides. Its product is annotated as aspartate kinase-like protein. Gene Ontology annotation, biological process: amino acid biosynthetic process. Bases 224 to 1807 code for a protein of 527 amino acids. NCBI's taxonomy places the organism in Eukaryota, Fungi, Ascomycota, Dothideomycetes, Pleosporales, Didymellaceae. The record is from RefSeq and is a predicted model, not a curated record. The transcript has 3 exons. Gene Ontology annotation, molecular function: aspartate kinase activity.